CUCGCUUCAGAUGUAUUUUUUUUUUUGUGUUUCUGGUUUGUUUACGACGCGGUUCACCGGCCCCGUUAGCCUGACAGCUGUCUGAGGGCUUUCUGUUUUUAUAUCGCGCCAUUUGAUGCUUCAUCACAUUGAAGACACCGCAAUGUGAACGAAACAAAAGAGGGAUUAGAAAAGCUGUUCAGCUAUAGGCGUUGCUCAGUCACACAACUAGGAUACAUUUGUUAGCCUAGCAUUUGGGCUAGCAGAGCGUAACGUUAUGACGUGACGUUGGACAUAGAAAAAAUGGCUGUUUGACGGAGCCAGAGCUAAGCCUUUUCCUGCAUUUUUAACACAUAUCUCGAAAAGAAAAACAAUUCGAGAGUCAAGCGCAUGUUUUUAAUACUUCAACACGCAGGUUAGGCUUUCCGACAGCUGCCUGGAGACUAACUUUGAACAGCUAUCGAGUCAAAUACAUGUUAGCAUGGCGUCAGAUACAAGUGACACCGAGGAAUUCUAUGAUGCUCCUGAGGACGUCAAUUUCACUCCAUCUCCAAAAGUGUCACCUGCCAAGUUUGUCAUUCCUUCGCCUCAGCUUUCACAGAGGCCAUUAAACGCUGCACAAGAUGUUAGCUGUGGAGUGGCAGCAUCUGCGACUCAGCAAGAUGAUUCCCUACAGAUCAUUGAUAGCAUCAUUGAGGAGAGUCAAAAAGGAAGUGCUGAGGAUGUUGGUGAGGUGGCUCAGCUGUUAGAUCAGCUUCAUGUCGAUGUGAGAGCAGAACCGGAAUCAAAGGAAGGCAACGCUGCUCAGGAAGUUCCUGUGGAGCUACCAGAGGCAGCAGCUGUCACACCUCAGCUUGUCGAGAGGCCAGAGGAACAACAGGAAAGUCCAGCAACAAACGGAGCAUGCUCUUUACCUGCCCCAGAACUCGUGGAUUUCCCAGGACCAUCAGUUGGGUCACAAGAAGGAGUUCAGCCCCCAGACAUCACAAGCACAGUAGGACAGAGUCAGCCUGGUGGUGCUGGCAUGGCUGCAGAUGGAGGGCAGGAUCAGAGACCUGCUGAUAUCUUAGACCAGGUCCCAUUCGCAGACAGACAGGCUGACUCCGACGGGCCUUCUAAGCCCCCACGGCAAUUCACAGUGGAACCAGACAUUGUAGCCAGCACCAAGAAGCCUCCUCCCUCACGCCCACCCCCUCCCAGUGGAGGUCCUCCUCCCAGGCCGCCUCCACCAUCUUGGCAGAGUCUACCUUCCAGGAAGUCUCAGGACUGUCUGAGACCAAGUGGACUAGAAGUGUCUGCGAUGUGUUCAGUCAACGACGAGGCUCUGGAGCCCUCCGGCCUGGUGUCUCCCAGCAGCACUGUGCGGAGUCUAACCAAAGAGCUGCAGCAUUCCUUGGAUUUGGCCAGCGCCACCAGUGGGGACAAGGUGGUGACAGCACAGGAAAAUGAGGACGAACAGUCCUCAUCUCAAAGCGGUGAACAUACACCAGGCCCUCAACGACCACGUUCUAACUCCGGUAGAGAACUGACUGAUGAAGAAAUCCUGGCUAGUGUGAUGAUCAAGAAUCUGGACACUGGGGAAGAGAUCCCUCUAAUCCAGGCAGAAGAGAAACUUCCUGCUGGGAUCAAUCCCCUCACUCUGCACAUCAUGAGGAGGACAAAGGAGUACAUCACGAACGAUGCAGCACAGUCAGAUGACGAUGACAAGUCACAGGCUCCACUGGCGGACACAGACGGAGGCAAACUGAAACAGAAAACGACCCAGUUUAAAAAGUUCUUGGGCAAAUCUGUGAAGAAGGCCAAGCAUCUGGCUGAGGAAUACGGAGAGAAGGCUGUCAACAAAGUGAAAAGUGUACGAGAUGAAGUUUUCCACACGGAUCCAGAUGAUCCGUCUUCGAGUGAUGAUGAGGGCAUGCCUUACACCCGACCCGCCAAGUUCAAGGCAGCACACAGCUUCAAGGGUCCCUUUGACUUUGAUCAGAUAAAGGUUGUGCAGGACCUAAGUGGAGAGCACAUGGGUGCCGUGUGGACCAUGAAGUUCUCUCACUGCGGGAGGCUGCUGGCCACUGCAGGUCAAGAUAAUGUGGUCCGCAUCUGGGUCCUGAAGACCGCCUUUGACUACUUCAAUAACAUGAGAAUAAAGUACAACACUGAAGGUCGAGUUUCACCUUCUCCGUCUCAGGAAAGUUUAUGCUCCUCUAAAUCUGACAAUGAUCCCGGGGCGAGUUGUGCUCCAGAGGACCCCGAGACAGAAGAUAGGAAUGCCCCUUUCCGUCAAGUUCCCUUCUGCAAGUAUAAAGGUCAUACUGCAGAUCUUCUAGACUUGUCCUGGUCAAAGAACUUCUUCCUGCUGUCCUCGUCGAUGGAUAAGACGGUCAGACUGUGGCACAUAUCCAGGAGAGAGUGUCUGUGUUGCUUUCAGCACAUUGAUUUUGUCACAGCCAUUGCUUUCCAUCCCAGAGAUGACAGAUAUUUUUUAAGUGGCUCUCUAGACGGAAAGCUUCGGCUUUGGAACAUUCCAGAUAAGAAGGUGGCACUGUGGAACGAGGUGGACGGCCAGACACGCCUCAUCACUGCAGCCAACUUCUGCCAAAAUGGGAAGUAUGCUGUUAUUGGAACCUAUGACGGUCGAUGCAUCUUCUAUGACACGGAGCGUCUGAAGUACCACACUCAAAUUCAUGUGAGGUCCACCAGAGGCAGGAACAAAGUUGGACGUAAAAUCACCGGCAUUGAGCCUCUUCCUGGAGAGAAUAAGAUUUUGGUGACAUCAAACGACUCUCGCAUUCGCCUUUAUGACCUGAGGGACUUGUCAUUAUCCAUGAAAUAUAAAGGUUACGUCAACAGCAGCAGCCAGAUCAAAGCAAGCUUCAGUCAUGACUAUUCGUUCAUAGUCAGCGGCUCUGAGGAUAAAUACGUGUACAUCUGGAGCACUUACCACGACCUGAGCAAAUUCACGUCUGUACGACGGGACCGCAAUGACUUCUGGGAAGGGAUUAAAGCACACAAUGCAGUGGUCACCUCGGCGAUCUUCGCACCCCACCCGGGCCUUAUUGUUCCCCAAGAAAGUGGAGCAGAGAAACCAGAUGCAGAGUGUAAGAGCCUGGACUCCAACGAUUCUGAAACGAUACCCUCAGGAGCCCUAAAGACAGAUCACACCGAGGUUCUACUCUCGGCAGACUUUACUGGAGCCAUCAAGGUUUUCAUCAAUGUAAAAAAGUACUGAGAACUUCAGCGGUUGACAGUCACUCGCAUUCACAGCUGUCUGUUGGAUAUCAGGCCUCAAGAUGGAGAGGCUUUCAGAUGUCACCCCACUACCUAACUGGUUAUGGCUGUAAGACAAAAAAGCUGCCUGUAGCUUUUUCAGGAGAACAGGGACCCUUAAAACGAGGGAGUGGGAUGGAAGAACUAGACUGUAAAAAAAAGAAAAAAUCAGACAAGGUUUGAUUCCCUGUCACGUUUCUAUUUUUUAUGUUGAAUACCAAGCAACUGUGAAUGGUUUUGGCUGUAAAGAUAAAAAAAAAAGAAAAGAAAAAAGAGCCAGAUAUGCCAAGUGUGUGAUUUGAGCAGAAACUACAUCUGCUCUGGUAUGUGUGAGUAAUCACUGUAGUAUCUUCAGGACUGAGCAUAACGACAAGGCUACUGGAAACAGUACAGGCACCUUACUGGACAACACAUUUCAAAAAUAUGGAGUUAACUCUUUCAAGUGCAAAAACACUGUCCUAAUGUAAGUCACAACUUUCAAUGUUUCAUGUGUAUUUGCCUCGAAGCAAGGAUGUUAAAAAGAAUAUGACUCACAGAUAAUUUGUGCCUAAAACAUUUAGACUGCUUUUCUAAAUUCAGGUUCAAGCUUUCCUCUAAAAAAUCUAUCAAACAUUUCAUGGAGGACGGCAAAAUCUACGGUACAGGACAACUGAAAUGCUUAUAAUUAGGGCUGGGUAUCUUUAACUUUUCCUGAACACAUACUGGCGCUUUAAUACUUUUGAUAUAUUUUCAAAGAAAGCACAUUGAAUUCUAUGAAACAGUACUGUACAUGUAGUGUGUGACAUUGCAUACUCACUGCUUUUGUAAACCAAACGAUGCACUAUUAAUUUCCUCAAUAAAAAAAAAAAGAAAAAACACAAACUGGAAGAUCACCUGUGAAUGAUCUUUGUAAGACUUGAAACAUCCAAUCAAAGGCUACAAUUCAGCAGAGAUGCAGUAAAACCAUGUAGAUACCUGGCCCUACCAACCCUCUCCACACAAACACACAAUCAUCACCAAGAGUGAUUUAUUUAGUCUCAGAACUAUUGCAGGUUAUCAUUUUUAAAACAAGCAUAAAAACAAAAAUAUAUAUAAUUAGUUACAGUGUUCAAACGUCUUCAUACAAAAAGAGUGCUGAAUCUUGCAGGGAUAGUGUGAGCGGGGACCAAUGGGACAGACAUGCUGGUCUGUACAAAGAGGAAACCAGUGGGCUAGUGGAGGACAAAGUCCAGAGAGUCAAUGUUUGCUCUUCUUUGUCUUCUUGCGGGAGCGAUGUGGUGACCGAGACCUGGACUUCCCCGCCUUCCUGUCUGGAGUCGGGGAUCGGGAACGUUUGGACUGUUUAGGAGACUUUGUCCUGUAAAAAAAAAAAAAAAAGGGAAACAUUUGAUAUCAUACUGACUUUGAAAAUAACAAUUAGGAUAACUGCAUCGGGACUGAACCAUGCCACUUGCUUUAAAGGAGAAAUGCUCCUCGAUGGUCGGGUCUGCUCAUCGUGAUCUUUACUUCGUUCUCUUCUUCUGUCGCCGUUCUCGCUUCUCUUGCUCCUUUCUUUGUUCCUCCUGUCGUCCUUUGACUUGUCUUUACAUUUUGACGUCAGUCUCUCGUUCUUUUCUUCAUCCUUUUCAAACUCCUGUAACAGAGAGGGUAAAGCAUCCCAUUAAAGUCUGAUUUUAAACCCAUUAAAUGUUAACAUGUCAUGGCUGAAAACUCACACACCCACUAAUCAACGCCUUAUAGGCUGCCAGGUCUCCACAAGGGGGAGCCGUCAGUGACAAACACACACACAGCAGUUAGAGAAACUGUAGCUAGAUAUAAUUCCCUGUAGAGUCUACGGUGCACACUGGACCAGAUACAAUGUCUGGGUUUGAGUGCUCUGCAUCAGUUACACUGUUUUUAACUGUGCCAACUAAUUUCAUGGUGUAAUUGUCCUUAUAACAAGCACUUUUGUAUAUUUAGCCCCAUGCUGUUUGUGAUUAAAUAAAUAUUUCUAUUAAA
Molecule: messenger RNA, 5217 nt
Organism: Labrus mixtus (cuckoo wrasse)
Lineage: Eukaryota; Metazoa; Chordata; Actinopteri; Labriformes; Labridae
Gene: wdr44
Product: WD repeat domain 44
Exons: 20
Coding region: 461-3202 (913 amino acids)
Molecular function (GO): protein binding
Source: RefSeq, a predicted model, not a curated record